This is a messenger RNA of Linnemannia hyalina, 357 nucleotides long. The record is from the annotation of a GenBank genome assembly. Lineage: Eukaryota; Fungi; Mortierellomycota; Mortierellomycetes; Mortierellales; Mortierellaceae.
AUGUCCGACGUCAAGACCUUCACCACCGCCGACUUGGCCGCACACACCUCCAAGAACAGCCUCUACCUCGCCGUCGGAGGCAAGGUCUACGACUGCACCGACUUCAUCGACGAGCAUCCCGGUGGAGAGGAGGUUCUUAUCGAUGAGGCCGGCAAGGAUGCCACCGAGUCCUUCGAGGAUGUCGGACACUCGGAUGAGGCCCGCGAGAUCAUGUACAAGAUGUACGUCGGCGAGUACCAGACCGAUGGCUCCGCCCAGAAGCCCAAGUCUGCGUCUUCCACGACCCCCAAGCCCAUCCCCGCUGGCGGGAGCGCCGACUCUGGAAGGUUGGUUUCCUGGGUCAAAGGCUGGUUCUAA